GCGUAGCAUCAUGCUAGCUCACUGCCUCAGCUGGACGUCCGCGACGUUCCUGGCAAAAAUGUUUUGUCUUUUAACGUUUUGAUAAAUUCGGCUCCGGUGCUUUAAAGCCAGACGUUUUUGUUAUGUUGUCGGAGGAUGGAAACGGAUGACGUGUCGGUGAGGGAGCAACUUUUCCACAACCGUGUCCGGGAGACUAUCAUCUGUGUACUCCUGUUUACAUGCCUGUACAUUGUUUCCUACCUCAUACUUGCACGCUUCAAGAAGACUGCUGAGUUUAUCACAGAUGAUAUUGAGGAUGCAACUGUCAACAAAAUUGCGCUGUGGUUAUGUACGUUCACGUUGUCAGUUGCAGUAUGUGCCGUGCUGCUUCUGCCCAUCUCAAUUCUCUCCAAUGAGGUGCUGCUCACCUUCCCACAGAGCUACUACAUGCAAUGGCUCAAUGGAUCGCUUAUCCAUGGAUUGUGGAACCUAGUGUUCCUUUUCUCCAAUCUGUCCCUGGUCUUCCUCAUGCCCUUUGCCUACUUCUUCACUGAGUCUGAAGGGUUUGUGGGGUCCAAAAAGGGGGUAAUGGCGCGAGUAUAUGAAGCAGUUGUCCUGUUGCUGCUGCUAGCUCUUCUUGUGUUGGGCAUUGUAUGGGUGGCAUCAGCCUUUCUCCAUGACAACAUGGCGAGGAAGAGCCUCUAUGACCUGUGGGAGUAUUACCUUCCCUACUUGUACUCGGGAAUCUCUUUUUUUGGAGUGCUGCUACUACUUUUGUGUACUCCUUUUGGAUUGUCGCGAAUGUUUAGUGUAACCGGCAGCCUCUUGGUCAAACCCCGGCUGUUUGAAGACAUAGAAGAUACUCUCAGCUGCACCACUUUCGAGGAGGACUCGCUGUCCAGGAAACUGAAAUGUGGCAGUUCUCAGUCAUGCUGGGUCAAGCUGAACAUGGAGGCGAUGAAGAAAGAGCACCAAACAGUCCGGACACAGCGCAUCGCCUUAGAGACACGGAGGAAAGCUUCAGCAUGGCAGAGAAACUUGGGUUAUCCAUUGGCCAUGCUUAUGCUCCUUGCCCUCACAGGGAUGUGUGUACUGAUGGUCUGUUUCAAUGUGUUGGAGUUACUCCUUGAUGAGACUGCUAUGCCCAGAGGAAUGGAAGACCCUCACCUUGGAAUGGCCUCCUUCUCAAUGUUUGGUUCACUGGGUGCAGCAGUUCAAGUUGUCCUCAUCCUCUAUCUAAUGGUGUCCUCAGUAGUAGGAUUCUAUAGCUCUCCGCUCUUCACUGGUCUAGUGCCUCGUGCACAGGACACCAACCUCACACAGAUGAUCGCCAACUGUGUUUCACUUCUCAUCUUAAGCUCAGCACUUCCAGUCUUUUCACGCACACUUGGGAUCACACGCUUCGAUCUACUGGGAGACUUUGGACGGUAUAACUGGCUCGGGAACUUCUAUGCUGUCUUUUUAUACAACAUGCUGUUUGCUGGUCUUACCUCUGCCUCCCUGAUCAAGACGGUCACAUGGGCAGUACAGAGAGAACUUAUUCGUGCAUUUGGUCUCCACAGACUACCUUUAACUGUGUCUCGCUCCACUGUCCCAUUCAGACUCCUCCUGGCAAGUGGGCUGUCUAAAAUCCAGUGACUUAUUACAAAAAAAAAAUAUUUUCCUAACAAGUGAACCAAAUGUGCACCUUUUUGACUAAAGGCUUGAACAAUUCAGCACCAUCGUCAACAUGGACAAUCUGCUUGUGCUAAACGAAGAGACCUAAGGUGAUGAGUCCAGUUCAGUUUGUGCAGUGGGUGUUCUGCUCAGAUAUGUUUGAGGAUCAAAAUAUUGAAGACUGUGCAGUCAUAUAACCUCUAAAGACAGCUCAAUGCAACAUGCACAGGACUGAUGGAAUUAAGCCAUAUACAUUGGCAUCACUGCCAAUCUAACCCCUAAAGGAGCUUUUGAAAGCUACAAUUCAGCAAAGGUAUUUUAAAAGGUAAUGCUGGAGCUCUGAGUUAAUUUCCUCUUCCUGCUCCAGGCAGAUAGUACUCUGUUUUUCUGACUUCGCCGCACUUUUCUCUUUACGGGUGUUGCACAUGAGCCGCACACUGAGCUGGCGUAGGAUCAGUCCUUGAGGGGGAAGCUACACGGAGCAAAUGGUAUGUGUGGUUUGUGGGAUCCAUAGGUUGAACAGGGGUUGAAGACAUUUGAGAUGCUUAACUUUUCUCAAUUGUUUAUCUUUGGACAAACUUUACCUGAGUGACUGUCAGUCACACAGUUUACUCCUUGACUAAAAGAAAGCUUUACGUUUUGUCUAAUGCCUUGAUUUCCAAGUAAAACUUGGAGGGACCUGUAACUUAGACCAACCAAACUGUGAAUUGUGAUUGCAUUGUUUUGUGGGUAAGUGCAAUAUUUUAAAAUAAAAGCACACUUUUUUUUAACAAUACCAGUAGUGAUUUAAAAUGGCAAUAAUUUCUGUGAAGUGUACAGCGUCGAUGUGUUUUAGUAGCUUUAGUCAUACAUAGCUGUCUUGUGCCAGUUCAUCAGCUGUAAGCUGACACUGCUGGUGAUCCCUUGUCACAUUUUUCCUUUGCUGCUGUAUCAGCAGGUAAUUAGCUGUUGGUUUGACCAGCAGGGGGCAGCGUAUUUCAAGUUCAACAUCAACCUCUGUUGUGUGGUUCUUUUAUUCUGCCUUUUGAUUGAAUGUGCAUUGUGUGUGUAUAGGGAGCACUCUGGGGUCUCACAUUUCUUUUCUUUUUUUAAUUGAUUUUCCUUUCUUUUCUGACUGGCAUCACAAUCUUUGUAAUAUACUGUUAAAAUGUUAGGGCAUUGUGGAAGGAACACAUCCCUUUUAUUACAAUUGUUCAGUUUAUGACAAAUGUGAUACAGCUGAGAUGCAAAAUCUUUAGAGUUGUUCUCAAAGAUUGCAGAAUAUGCUUGUUUACUUUAAAACACUUUACCUUUUGUUGCUUUAACAGCAAAACCCAAUAAACAUUGUCCUGUUUUUUAUAAAAUUUGAAUGCCUUUUUUGA
Entelurus aequoreus (snake pipefish) is the source of this 2996-nucleotide messenger RNA. Its product is annotated as limb region 1 homolog-like protein. Gene Ontology annotation, molecular function: transmembrane signaling receptor activity. The record is from RefSeq and is a predicted model, not a curated record. The transcript is spliced from 17 exons. Bases 136 to 1617 code for a protein of 493 amino acids. Lineage: Eukaryota; Metazoa; Chordata; Actinopteri; Syngnathiformes; Syngnathidae. Gene Ontology annotation, biological process: receptor-mediated endocytosis; signal transduction.